AUCGCUAUACACUUUUCUCAGCACUACUCCCCAUCCCGGGGCUGGACUCUGCCAACGGAGCGAAGCAUCCGGAUUCACGAAACUAAAAGCCUGAUCGUUCGACUGAGCUCUGGGAAGCGAACGAUCAGCGCUCUGACGGUGCAGGGGGUGGGGGUUUGGACAGAGAGAGAGAUGGACCUCCUCUGGAACAGUCCCUGUGAACCAGCUGCCGCCUCUCUCCGAAGGAUUUCGUGCAGAUUGGUCGGCUCCUGUUCUGCGCUCUGAGAGAGGCGAAGGUUUCCCCUCCUGUCCCUACAGAGUGGGCAGUGACGGCGACACUGUCCCGAGGAGCUAUUCUGGCCACAGGUCGCAGCUGCGGGCACCGGGACCCCCUCUCCCUCCUCGCCGCUACCUGGCGGCACCUUCCCGGAGUGAGAAGCGAGGCGCCGCCUUCCCUCCAGGCGGGGCAAACGGAGGGCUGCUUCACUAUGACUUCCCCGUCCUCCCACGGGCAGCUGCCGCGGACACUCCUGCUCCCGUUCACGUCACCCUUCGCUACCGAAAGGGGAGCUCGUCGGUUCGUCCGCGUUGGUGGAAAAGCGUCGGUCAGGUCUUGAGGGAGUGCGAGGAGAAUGAAGAGGAAGUUUCCCAGAUGGAAGGAUGAACUGGCGGCUUGUUGAUCUCGUCUCUUUGCUCUUCCUAUGGGACCGGCUGGCUCUUACUCUCCAUUGCUGGGCGUUCUUGGUUAUCUCCUCCCAUCACCCGCACCAACAUGUCACCAGCCCUCUCGACUGGCUCCUCUCGGACAAGGGGCCCUUCCAUCGGGCCCGGGAUUAUUCCAAUUUCCUGGAUAGAUACCGCCAGGGAUUUACUACCAGAUACAAGAUCUACAGAGAGUUUGGUCGAUGGAAGGUGAAUAAUUUAGCUGUGGAAAGAAGAGACUUUUUGGGCUCGGACUUGCCUUUAGCCCCAGAGUUUAUCAGAAAUAUCCGCUUGUUAGGACGGAGACCAAGUCCGCAACAGAUAAUCGAUAACUUGAUCAAGAAGUAUGGCACGCACUUCUUACUAUCUGGAACACUUGGAGGGGAAGAAUCACUGACAAUAUUUGUGGACAAACAGAAGUUAAAUAAGAACUCUGAUCUCAAUAACAAUUCUGCUAUCAAUUUGGAUACUCUGCAUCAGUUGGCUGCCUCCUAUUUCAUUGACCGGGAGACGACAUUACGGAAGUUACAUGAAAUCCAGAUUGCAUCAUCAGCAAUAAAGGUAACCGAAACCAGAACAGGACCUCUUGGAUGCAGUAACUACGACAACCUGGACUCUGUUAGUUCAGUUCUGGUGCAAAGUCCCGAGAACAAAAUCCACUUACAAGGCCUACAAGCGAUAUUGCCAGAACACCUACGGGAACGGUUUGUUCAGGCAGCUCUGAGCUACAUUGCUUGUAACUCUGAGGGCAGCUUCAUCUGCAAGGACCAUGACUGCUGGUGUCAAUGCACAGCCAAAUAUCCAGAAUGCAAUUGCCCUUAUCUGGACAUCCAAGCCAUGGAGGACAACCUGCUGUGGAUAACAGACACUUGGACCAACCACAACAAUGAAUUUGAAGUGUCAGAUGAAUUCAAGAUUUUUCUGAAAAAACUGCCAACCGAGUAUUUCCUGAACACCUCCACCAUUCUUCAGCUAUGGACCAUGGACUUUAGUCUCCAACACCGCUAUGAGCAACUGGAAGCCGGUCUGAAGGUGCUCUUCACUAAGGCACAGAAGACAGUCCGAAAGCUCUUCAGCCUAAGUAAGCGCUGCCAGAAACAACCGAAAUUCGUCCUCCCCAGAGAAAGGGCCAAGACCUUCUGGCUUAACCGGGUCCAGUCGUUCCUCUACUGCACCGACAAUGGCCUGGCUGGGAUAUUCUCAGAGGAGACUCGGAGCUGCACCUGCCCCUAUGACCAGCUGAGCUGCCAGAAGGCCAUCCCAUGCGCGGUGGGAGAGGGGAUGUCGUGCGUGGUGUGCGCCGCUGACAACCGGACUCGCUGCGGCGGCUGCAACGAGGGCUACAUGCUGUCCCACGGAGCCUGCCGGCCAGAGGUAGCUGACCCCACCGAGCAAUACAUCGGCUUCGAGACCGAGCAGGACCUGCGGGACAUGGAGAUCAAGUACCUGCUGCAGAAACGCGACAGCAAGAUCAUUGUGCCGGCCAUCUUCAUCAGCAACGACAUGCGCCUCAAUAGUUGGUUCGAUCCCUCAUGGAGGAAGCGCAUGCUGCUCACGUUGAAGAGCAACAAGUACAAGACCAACUUUGUCCAUAUGAUCUUGGGCAUGACCAUCCAAAUCUGUUUGACUAAGAAUAGCACCUUGGAGCCAGUGCUGGCCAUCUAUGUGAAUCCAUUUGGAGGUAGCCACUCCGAGAGCUGGUUCAUGCCCGUAAAUGAAGACAGCUUCCCAGACUGGGAGAGGACUAAGGUGGAGGUGCCUCUUCAGUGUUACAACUGGACUCUGAUGCUGGGCAACAAGUGGAAGACCUUCUUCGAGACGGUCCACAUCUACCUGAGGAGCCGCAUCAAGUCCAGCGGCAAUGAGAGCCUGUACUAUGAGCCGUUGGAAUUCAUCGACCCCUCCAGGAACCUGGGCUACAUGAAGAUCAGCCACGCCCAGGUGUUUGGAUACAGCAUGCACUUCGACCCUGAUGCCAUCCGUGAUCUCAUCCUGCAGUUGGACUACCCGUACACCCAGGGCUCCCAGGACUCUGCCCUGCUGCAGCUGCUGGAGAUACGAGACCGAGUCAACCGCCUCUCCCCGUACGGCCACCAGCGCCUCGACCUCUUCACCUGCCUCCUCCGCCAUCGUCUCAAGCUGACCACCAGCGAGGUGGUCAGAAUCCAAGCAUCCCUCCAGUCUUUCAACGCCAAACUCAUGAACUCCAUGGAAAACGAAACCACCAAAUUAUGCAGUUAACUACCCACC
This is a messenger RNA of Leucoraja erinaceus (little skate), 2931 nucleotides long. Its product is annotated as BMP/retinoic acid-inducible neural-specific protein 3-like. The coding region runs from base 640 to 2922 and encodes 760 amino acids. The transcript is spliced from 8 exons. Gene Ontology annotation, biological process: positive regulation of neuron differentiation; negative regulation of mitotic cell cycle. Lineage: Eukaryota; Metazoa; Chordata; Chondrichthyes; Rajiformes; Rajidae. The record is from RefSeq and is a predicted model, not a curated record.